AUGGAUUCUAUGAGAUCUCUCAACACGUCCCUGCCGAGCUCGACCCCGCGUUCGCAGCCACCAGAGCAACUCCUGCAAGCUUUCAAGGCCGCCGCUCUAUCUGUCACCAACCUUUAUAAGAAUGCGGUUUGCGAGCAGGCUCAGGCCAGACAAACUGGCUAUCAAGACGCUCUGGAAGAUCUUCUUCAUUUCUUGGACCGUGAGAAUUUAGGACUGGGAGAUGGAGAGGGCUGGCGAGUUCGACAAUGGGCAACAGAGAAAUGUGAUGGAACUGGAUCUCAAAGCAGUGAUGAGGAGGAGCGUGACUCGGAGAAGCGUGAUCGAAGCGCCACUCCAGCCAACCCUCGCAAGGACCCUGAACCCACGCCUCGUACAACCUCUACAUCGAACCCGGCCCCCCGCUCCGACACCAAUAACUCCGUUGUGACUCCGCAGCCCCAGGAGAGCCCCAUGGCAGCUCCCACUAUUUUCACCUUUACAGCUGGACCAGCUUUCCCACAAGAACUCGAUAUGGAUCUGCAGCCCUCAGAUAAUUCGACAUCGCCUUCGCAAGAUGGUGCUCCCGUCAGCGUCUCUGUCAUGCCUCGAAACUCCCGCCAGCAACACCGCCACAACAAUCUUAACCGUCCAGCCAACCGUUUCCCUCCUCGCGAGUCCCCGUCUAGCAUUGGUUCAAAGCGAAAGUUCACAGUCCCCGAUUUCUUCGACCUAUCUGGAAUGUCAAAUGGUCGGGAUAUGUUUGGAGGCGGCAAACGCGGACGCUUCACCUAG
Molecule: messenger RNA, 771 nt
Organism: Penicillium malachiteum
Lineage: Eukaryota; Fungi; Ascomycota; Eurotiomycetes; Eurotiales; Aspergillaceae
Exons: 1
Coding region: 1-771 (256 amino acids)
Source: RefSeq, a predicted model, not a curated record